GCCUUGUUGGCUUUGCCUCUCGUCGGUCAUGUCGACGCAGACUCAGGAGGACGACUCGUUGCUGUCUACACUCGAUUCGCUGGCACCGGAGUCGCUCAAGCAUUUCGAUGCGUUCCCCAAGCUACCCGCGUCCUAUAAGGCGCGCUCGGAAUCGCGGGGCUUGUUCACCGCUCUUGUCGCCUUCAUUGCGUUCUUCCUGGUGUUGAACGAUCUCGGCGAGUUUAUCUGGGGAUGGCCGGAUUACGAGUUCAGCGUUGACAACGAGGCGCGAAGUCACAUGAACAUCAACGUGGAUAUGGUGGUUAAGAUGCCUUGCCAGUACCUCAGUGUUGACCUGCGAGACGCGGUGGGGGACCGUCUUUACCUCUCAUCCGCCUUCCGUCGCGAUGGCACAUUAUUUGACAUCGGACAAGCGACUGCAUUGAAGGAGCACGCCGCGCAGCUCUCUGCGCGCAAAGCAGUCGCGCAGUCUAGACAAUCUCGGGGGUUGUUCGAUGUCCUCCUCAGGAGAUCUGGCCAAGGAUACAAGCCUACGUACAACCAUCAACCUGACGGUGGCGCGUGCAGAAUAUAUGGCACUCUUCAAGUUAAGAAGGUCACCGCCAAUCUGCAUAUCACAACUGCCGGUCAUGGCUACGCCAGCGUACAACAUGUCCCGCACGACCAAAUGAAUCUGUCGCAUGUGAUCACCGAGUUCUCCUUCGGUCCUUAUUUCCCAGACAUUACGCAACCGCUCGACGACUCAUUCGAAAUUACAACGGAUCCAUUCAUUGCAUACCAAUACUUUCUUCAUGUGGUGCCGACGACUUACGUCGCUCCUCGCUCCUCGCCGCUCAAGACCGCACAAUAUAGUGUCACACACUACACCAGGGUAUUAGAACACGGCCGGGGGACACCAGGCAUCUUCUUCAAAUUCGAAUUGGAUCCGUUGAGCAUCACCGUGAACCAGAGAACCACUACAUUAGCCCAGUUGUUCAUUCGUGUAAUCGGAGUUGUCGGUGGCAUCUUCGUAUGUGCCGGAUACGCCUACAGGAUUACAUCGCAUGCCAUCUCGCAUGUCACCGGCGAAGACUCAACCCCAGGCAUCGUAGCUGCGGAAGCAUCCGGUGCAUCGCGCGGCCUACGCGCAAAGUGGGGCGGCGGAGAGCUCCGCUCGCGUGUCGUUCGCCAGGGAAGUGGAUGGGCCGUCGAAGGCGGAAGUCCGUACACCAGCUACGCCGGCACACCCGUGUCUGCCCACGCGCCGUCGCCAUCAUGGAGCCAGUCCGCCGCGCCUUCGCCGUCCUUUGGCCCUCCGCCGAGCGCGGGACCCUACAGCGCUGGUUUCGGGCCGUCCGCCAGUCCGUACCCACCGUCUUCGCCCAUGCCGCCUCGAAGCCCAUACACCCCCUCUGGCGCCCACUCGAGAACCGCAUCCCGAAGUGCCGCGCUACCGACAGCCGCGACGUUCGGGUCGCAGUUUGGACCCAGCGCACCCAACACUCCAAACCUGUACGGGCACUUCCCACCCACCCCGAAUCCUGCCGUGAAUGGUUUCCCGCCUCCGUCACCAGCAGGACUCGGCAUCAACGGAAAUGGACACGGCCCGUCGCCUCCCCCAAGGACGCCUUCUGGAGGUGUCAACGGCGUCAAUGGGGCUAACGGACAUAGGCCAGCUCAGAAAGAUCCGAAAAAGGACGACUGAGCGAUCAUGAUGUUUUUCUCGUUAUAUUCACUUCUAGGGUGGAGCAACAGGGCUUUUCUAUCAUAUCGAGCCAUAUAUCACGAUUCACGCGCAUGCGGUGGCAUAGCACAGAGGCGCUUUCUCAGCGUCUGGGAAGACACGUCUUUGAGCUAGAGGGUAAUCUGGAAAGGUGGCCGAAGGCCGUCGAGUAAGGUCAAAUUGGAGCCACUGGGGCUCAGCAGGUUAAUCGUUCAAAAACUUCAUUGAACCGAUGUAGAGCAGGCUUUAUGUGAAUGUAUCGCAAGUGCCAUGGCUGCUAUAUGAUAGCUAGGAGACCCGUGCAAGG
Punctularia strigosozonata HHB-11173 SS5 is the source of this 2009-nucleotide messenger RNA. RefSeq names its product DUF1692-domain-containing protein. Lineage: Eukaryota; Fungi; Basidiomycota; Agaricomycetes; Corticiales; Punctulariaceae. The record is from RefSeq and is a predicted model, not a curated record. Gene Ontology annotation, cellular component: endoplasmic reticulum; Golgi membrane; endoplasmic reticulum membrane. The transcript has 8 exons. The coding region runs from base 29 to 1684 and encodes 551 amino acids. Gene Ontology annotation, biological process: retrograde vesicle-mediated transport, Golgi to endoplasmic reticulum; endoplasmic reticulum to Golgi vesicle-mediated transport.